UUUUAAAUUUAUACUGAUAGAAAUUACAAGUUCUCUGUAAAUUAUUUUAAAUAUUUUUGAAAAUUUAAUAUUGUUAGUCUUAAUUUCAUUAUUUGUUUUUUAAUAUACUUUUUACAUAUUCCAUAUUAAUUUUCAAUAUAAUCACAAUAUCCCAGCUGCGGGUAAAUUUCAUUUUACAGCAACACUGUUUGUGCUAAAAAUAAACUACGGAAGAUUUACUUUUAUUUUAAUAAUUUCCAUGCAUUUUAAAAGCCAAACAUUUAUCUUUUGAUAAGUUUGCAAUAUAUUUACCCAAAAGUAAUCCCGUUCAAAGUUUAUGCUGAUAACAUAAACAAUUUGUCAAUAUAAAUAACUUGUUGAUUAACUCAUAAAGCAACAAAAACCAACAAAAAUUCGAGCAACCAAAAGUUAAUAAGUUGACAGCCCACGUUGACGUUUGACUUAUGAUUUCUCAUCUGCGCUCUUUUUUCCUCUCCACAAACCGCACAUGCUAAUGGAUUUUUUGCUUUUGUUUUGAUUCGAGCUGCAAACGCUUCCCGUUCAUCAACACCCAUUCUCCUCAUGUGCUAAUUCAAUGUUGACCGAAAGUAAGCACUCACCCACCCACUCAAACAUAUUGUGUAGAGCAGAAAGUCAGUAACAGCAGACGGGAGGUGUAUGUGACAGGCAAAAAGUAAAUUAAGCAUUUACUUCCCCGAUUUCAGUAGACUUUGUGAGUUGUGCGUGAAUGAAGUAUUUCGCUGGCUUUGCCAGUGAAUUCGCAAGUGAAAUUGUAAAAAGAAAGAAGCAAAAUUUCUGCCUAUGCAAAUUAUAUGUAUUACUUUUGACGUUUUCAUAAAUAAACCUAUAAUUAUAAGAAUCUAAAAAUAUACGCUGCACAGCUGGAGCAAUAAUGGCGAGAGUAGCAUGCGUAGGUAUGUGACCGAGACUGUGUUGAGUAUAUGAGAGUUCGUUGCUCAUUCACAUUUAAUUGCCAUGCACUAUCAGGUGCAAAGGGCCAGCGCAUAUGUGAUUUGCAAAUAAUUGUGCAUUAUUUAUUACAUCCCGGUGUUGUGUGGUGUGCAGUAGUCUUUCCUGCUGUCAUAUAUACAGUUAUGUCAAAACGUUUUAUGAAGUUACUUGUGGCCCUUGUCCUUACAUUGAUGUUCACCGUUUCGCUGUUGAAAUUAGUGCUAUUGCUGUGGAGCACCUAUCCGGCAUGGCUAUAUGCGGAUAUCGCAUCGCCCAACGACCCCACCACGGUGGAUGAAUGGCUGGAGCAACAGCAGUUGUCGCAGUACAAGCAGCUCUUCCGGGACAAAGGCAUCUCCUCCUUGUCCAGCUGUGGCGAUCCGGAACGUCUCCCCGAAUUGCCACCUGGCGAUGAACAACGCUUACAACGCGCCGCAUUACAUUUACAACAAAAACUCAUUUUACGCGAAUGGUUACGUGACCAUCGCUUACAACACCACUAUCAGCGUCUACUAGCCGUCGAAGUAGCAUCACUCGAAGAUGUCUACUGGUUGGAGGAUUCACGUGCUACAAAAAUACUCGGUAAAGAUUGGCAAUUAUGGUCGCAGGCACGACAAAAUCUGCCCACAUCCAAGGCACAAUUGGAUGCACUUAAGGCGCAACUUUGGUCAACCGUUGUGAAAUCCAGUCAACAUCAAGAUGCCUGGACAUGGGGUGGCAUGUUAGUGGUAUCCGUAUCGGUGGCCGGUCUUGUCACAUUGGCCGCCAUGACACAGCCAUCACUGGCGCCGGAAGCACGUCAUUCACUUCUACAAUAUGUGACUGGGAAAUAUUUAUUACCUGCCAAUUGCAAAGUGCAAUGGGACUGGAAGGAUCCAGCGGCAGUAGGUGGCACUAUGUGCUUUGUUGUACGUUUUUUUCAACGUAACGGACAGCCUUAUCCCAUCUGUGAUACAGAUCAAUUUUUUGUCGAAGUCACCGAAGGUACACGUAAGGUUGUAACAAUUAGCGAGCUGGGCUCAUCAACAGAUCCGAAUAAUGCGAAUAUCGCCAAAGUGAAAUUUACUGUACGCACAGCGGGACAGUAUAAAAUUUCUGUACUCAUCGGUUCCAGUCACAUUUCCGGUUCACCUUUCACCAAAACAUUUGUACCCGGACCAAUUGAUGCGCGUCGCUCGCGCUUCAUACGUCCAGCUAGCACAGUAAUAUGUUGUGCCGGUACACCGACAAUGUUGCACAUUGAACCGCGUGAUGAAUUCGGUAAUGCUUGUAAUUUCGACGAAAGCGAUGAUCCAGUAAAGGGCUAUCGUGUCGAGAUUUUCGAUUUAAAUGGCGAACCCAUUGAAAAACUACAUCAUGCCAUCGCAUUCAACUAUGACCGCGUGAAUACGCGUGUUGCCGUGACGGCGCUUUUCCCGGAGCCAAUAUGUCUGCGUGCCGUUAUAAGCUACCUUGAACAGAAGCUGCCAAACGGUGAUUUUGACAUCAUCGUGCUGAGUGGCAGUGACACUACGCUAGUGCAUAAAAAUAUCGCAUCACGUAAACAUAAUAUUUGCUAUGAAGCCAAAUUAUUAAGCAUCUACGGCACACCGAAGAGUAAGCCACGUAAAGUCCUCUGCUAUGUGGGCCCCAAACAAAAUUCGCUUAUUUUUCAGGUUACCAUUAAAGAGAUGAUACUGAAAUUUAUACCCAAACGCAUUGCGACAUUCCGUUUGUGUCCGUCAACUAAAUUUCAUUUUUUGCCCACAAUGACCACACAGCCACAUGGACCGGUAUUUAUAAUUGAUGAUGGCGCCCAGCCGAAAAUCGAAUUAGCAUCACGUGAUCGCAAUAUUAUUGCAGCAACUUUUACACAUUUUUUGUUGAAGAAUAUUGGUGGUUCGGAAACGUUUAAGGAUAAACAGGACUUUUUCUAUCAUGAAGUGCGCAAAUUUCAUGCGAGCUACUAUCACGAAAAGCUCGCAUUGAAGGUGAAUCGUGAAAAAAUAUUAGAGAGCAGCAUGAAAGCCACUAAAGGGUUCUCUGUAUCCGACUGGUGUGGUAACUUUGAGGUUACGUUUCAGGGAGAGCAAGGCAUCGAUUGGGGUGGACUGCGGCGUGAAUGGUUCGAAUUGGUUUGCAGCGCAUUAUUCGAUCCACGCGGCGGACUCUUCUGCACAUUUCAUGACAAACAUCAAGCGCUGGUACAUCCAAAUCCAAAUCGGCCAUCACAUCUCAAACUGAAACAUUUCGAAUUUGCCGGCAAGAUUGUGGGUAAAUGUUUGUACGAAAGUGCAUUGGGUGGCACUUAUCGGCAGCUGGUGCGAGCACGUUUUACCAGAUCAUUUCUGGCGCAACUCAUCGGUUUGCGCGUGCACUAUAAGUACUUCGAACAAGACGAUCCCGAUUUGUAUCUAUCCAAAAUCAAAUAUAUAUUAGAUACAGAUUUAGAUGCAACCGAUUCAUUAGACUUGUAUUUCGUCGAAGAAGUCUACGAUACCAGUGGGCAAUUGAGUAAAACUGUUGAGCUAACGCCGAAUGGCUCGAAGGUGCGCGUAUCGAAUGCGACUAAAAAUCAAUAUCUUGACGCUUUGGCGCAACAACGGCUCUGCAGUAGCGUUAAAGAAGAAGUAGAUGCAUUCCUAAAGGGGCUAAAUGGUAUUAUACCGGAUAAUUUGCUGAGCAUUUUCGAUGAGAACGAAUUAGAGCUUUUGAUGUGCGGCACCGGCGAAUAUUCAAUAGCCGACUUCAAGGCUCAUCAUAUCAUAAAUGGCAAUUCUGCUGAGUUUCGACGUGUCCUGGCGUGGUUCUGGGCGGCUGUUAGUAAUUUUAGUCAAACUGAAAUGGCACGCUUGCUGCAAUUCACUACAGGUUGUUCACAAUUGCCACCAGGCGGUUUUCAGGAAUUGAAUCCACAAUUUCAAAUAACUGCAGCGCCGACAUUCGGUAAUCUACCGACAGCGCACACAUGCUUCAAUCAGCUCUGCCUGCCCGACUACGAGAGUUACGAACAAUUUGAGAAGGCACUUCUACUGGCUAUAAGUGAGGGCAGUGAAGGUUUUGGCAUGGUUUAAGCGUCUCUGCCAUACUGUCGACAUUCAGUAUCCGUUAGAGCUAUGUAAAACUAGUCAGAUACAUACAUAACAAUAAGUAUAUGUGUAUGAAAGUAGUUGUUAAACACUUGUCUAAAUCAGUAAUUGUGUUCCUUUAAUGAAUUGUUAUAUAACAAUAAGUGUGGUAAAUUCCAAAGAGAAUGUGUAUGUUGCGCAAAAAUUUAUUUAACUUUCGAAAUUCAUAUUGAAAUGCAAUAUAUUUAGCGUAAAUAAGUUAAAUAAAUAACUAGAAAAGCAAUAAGUAAUAAAAAAAGACCGAUAUCAUCAUCAA
Molecule: messenger RNA, 4314 nt
Organism: Bactrocera oleae (olive fruit fly)
Lineage: Eukaryota; Metazoa; Arthropoda; Insecta; Diptera; Tephritidae
Product: apoptosis-resistant E3 ubiquitin protein ligase 1
Biological process (GO): protein polyubiquitination; negative regulation of apoptotic process
Cellular component (GO): cytoplasm
Molecular function (GO): ubiquitin protein ligase activity; protein binding
Source: RefSeq, a predicted model, not a curated record